AUGGAAGCCGAGAUGAUGAAGGGCCUGACCUCAACUCCUUUAUGUAUCAGACAGAGAAAGAUCACAGGUACUGCGAGUCAGACUGGCAAGUACUACAACGCUAUAGAGACUGCUAGCAAUGACGUUGACCGUAAAAGGACUUUUGAUUUUGAUGAGACUGAGGACAUGUUUUACCUCCUUCGCGAUGUCCUGACUCAACAUCCAGAGGCCAAUGCUGUCAGUGCUGGUGCUAUACUGAGUACCUAUCAACGUACUCGAGUCGAGUCGGUGGCUACAAGACUCGGCUUGAUACCUCUUGCAUAUCUAUGGCACUAUCCCUUUCUACCACCACCUCCGGACCGCGACGAUUCACUAACGUCUUUGUUGGAUGAUAUGGAUAGCUCGGGCUACGAUGCUCGUAUCAUAAAAAUUGCAUCUGGCGGCAUCUCCGAGAAACUGUUGUUCGCGAAUGUGGCCGAGCCAGGCACGCGACAAAGACUGAUAUCUGGACUGUCCAGAUUUUGUGCAGGCUUCGGUGAAGAGGCUACGUUGCGUGGCGCCGUUCUUGGGGAAGGUGGAGAGUAUGAAACGAUAGCUCUUGAUGGACCUAGCAAUUUAUGGAAGAUGCGUAUUGAACUUGACUCAACUAAGUCUUAUAGUGCUGAGGGUGGAACACACUAUGCAGUCCUUGAGCGAGCACGUGUUGUUGCGAAAGAGAGGACUAGUAUACCUUACGUACCGAUGCCUGCGUGUUUCGAUCGACGUUUUGAUGCCAUUGUUGAGAUACUGAAUACACGAAGCGACCACGCUGGGGAUCAAAAGCGUCCCGCUGAAGCUGCAGCCACGUCGCUAUCUGACUCAGCUCAACAGAAGACGAAUUACUCGCUCGAAACGUCGUGUCUCGCAACUCAGGUAUCAAACUUGGUUUGCGUCACGGAAAAAACAGCGGCUACACAGCUUGAGGCUAUAGUUGAAAGUCUUGCGAAGAUCCUAAACACACAUUCGAGCCAACCAACAAUGUCAGUGCUGAACGUCGUGAGCGUCACACUCCUCCUAAGGUCGAUCGAUGAUUUUGCAUCCGUCAACCAGGUAUACAGUAAAAGCAUAUGGCCAGCACGCUUAGCCAAUCCGCCAGCUCGGGUUACAGUGGCCGUACCUCUGCCAGAAGGUGUACUAGUAUCUUUGUCGCUGAUGCUUGAUCCUAGCCAAGACCGUGACACUAGCAAAGGUCGUAAAGGAUUGCAUGUGCAGUCACGAAGUUAUUGGGCCCCCGCCAACAUCGGUCCUUACUCCCAAGCAAUAUCUGUCCCCACUGAUAGAGAGUUGUCAGCAUCUGCUGUUAGCAAUGGGCAAGUUUAUGUUGAGAUUGUGCAUAUGGCUGGACAAAUUCCACUUCAGCCAGCUUCACUGUCAUUCCUUCCAGAGUCGUUCUCGUCACAAGCGGUACUAGCACUACAACACCUGUGGCGCGUCGGACAGGAAAGAGGUGUUGAUGUAUGGGCACCAGCUGGUGUUGCUUACCUUGCACGUAAAGCCUUUUUCCUAAACUCGAGUAAGCAGGACAACAGGCCUAUGUUGCAUAAUGUUGGCGAAGCUGCGACCAUCUGGAUGCAAGCACAUCUUGUCGAUGAGAAAGGCCGAGCAAGAAGUCUCCAGAAUCUGGGACUGAAUGAAGACGAACAGGAAGAAGAGGAAGAAGUUGAUAUUUGGGAUCUACAAAGGAACCGUGGUUUUGCUUCUGCAAGGUCCAGUGUAAGUAUUGGGCAACAUCUUCACGUUCUGCCCAACUACGAUAUCAUUGAGGACUUUCGCGAAGCCGAUGGCCGCAUGCUGGGACAAAAGACUGAGACUCAGAAGUAUUUCAUCCCAACAUUCAUCGCAGCAGAAGUCCAGGAACUUCCUCGUCACGCUUCAAUCGAAUGGUGGAGUACAGGUAUAUCGGGUCUGUCAUCGAACAACGGCAAUCGGCGUUCUAAAGUUCGUCAGCUCAAGCAGGAAGGCCAUCAGUCAUGGUCGAUUCAUGGAAUCGUGUUAGAGCACCAUGCAGAUAACGCCGAUACCACAUCCAGCAACGAAGCAAUGUCUUCAAGAAAGUUUACGUUCUUUCUCGCACUCCUCGUCACGAGCGAAGCGGCACACGAUUGCGACAGUGUGCCGCUCACGAUCGAAAAACUUGAGGCAAUACUCCUUUCACCAAUGGUGCCCGAGUCUGAACUUCAAAGCUUCCGUUGCGAGCUGACGAGCUCUCAUUCGUUCCUCAACUUGUCCUCCGUGAAAGGCCUAGGAGAUAGGCUCGACACAAUGCCUCUGAUAAAGAAUUCGACGAAAGUACCAUGUUUUCAUGUAUGGGCGUCAACAGGCAGGGAUAAAAUUGGUGAUACUUCUUCGUCUCCUACACAAACACCGACGUCGCCAGCUUCGAACGUGUGCCCAGAAGCGUCGAUCGAGUACAACAACGAUUUUCAAGAGGUGGCAGCUGCGGUAAUCUUGAGAAUAGAUGCAUUUUCCUCUCAACAUGGUCAGAUUUGGUGA
Messenger RNA from Lithohypha guttulata, 2511 nucleotides. RefSeq lists its product as uncharacterized. Bases 1 to 2511 code for a protein of 836 amino acids. Gene Ontology annotation, molecular function: diphthine-ammonia ligase activity. Gene Ontology annotation, biological process: protein histidyl modification to diphthamide. The record is from RefSeq and is a predicted model, not a curated record. NCBI's taxonomy places the organism in Eukaryota, Fungi, Ascomycota, Eurotiomycetes, Chaetothyriales, Trichomeriaceae. The transcript has 2 exons.